Molecule: messenger RNA, 951 nt
Organism: Saccharomycopsis crataegensis
Lineage: Eukaryota; Fungi; Ascomycota; Saccharomycetes; Ascoideales; Saccharomycopsidaceae
Exons: 1
Coding region: 1-951 (316 amino acids)
Source: RefSeq, a predicted model, not a curated record
AUGAGAUCAACAUUUGUUUUCUUAGCCAGUCUUUCGUUGGCCAUGCUCGCAAAUGCCGCGCCAGUAGGAGUGAAUCUUGGUGCUUCUAAAGCAGUCACUCAAAUCAGUACACAAAGUGCUCAAGGCGAAUUUUCAAGUGAAGACUUUAAUAUUGAUCAACUUGAAUUUCAACUUGCUGAUGAAUUUGAUGGAUUCUCUGGUGAUUUUAAUACUGCUGUUGACCCAGUUCCUCAUAUUGAUUUCAAAAUCCCGCAGCUUCCAAGUUUCAAUUUCACUGCUUGGGCCACAACUACAAUCAAAGACGAUGAAAUUCCACCGCAAGUGCAAAGAGAAUAUGAAGGCAUCUUUGAUAAAAUGUGUGAUUCUGCUUUGAGCAGAUUUUGGAAACUUGGUCAAUGUAUUUCCAAAACUGAUGCAUAUCAACAAUUAAACUCUUCAUUCUGGUAUCAGGCUGCCAAGCAGCAGCUUUGUGGAUACCCAAUGCAAUGGGAAUCUUCUACUAAAGAAAAACCAACUUGGUCCAACCUAACUUUGCCAACUUUCAAUUUCACUGCUCCACAUUUGAACAAAACAGUUCAGACCUUCAGAAAAGACAUUUAUACUCCAAUUUCUACUAGCAAUACUGAGCUUGAGAAAGCUGUUGAUAUCAAUGAUGAGUUACAGGCUGAAUAUUUGUACGUCAUUCAAAAAAAGUACGGUAAUGCCAAGAACAUCACUAGUGAGCAGAUCAAGGCCAUUGGCCAGGAAAACAGUCUUCCGGAGAUGGAUAAGCGUGGAAUUGGUGCUAUCAUUGGCUACGUUACUGGUGGAUCUAGUUUAACUACUGGUGCUUGUAUGAAGCUUUGUGAUCAAAUCAGAAUUGGUGCAAACAAAGUUGAUCAAUGUUGGGAAGUCACUGGUUUGAGUGUUCUUUACGGUGUUUGUAAUGCCGGUUGCAUGUAUUACAUUUAA